This is a messenger RNA of Ostrea edulis (European flat oyster), 5999 nucleotides long. RefSeq names its product receptor-type tyrosine-protein phosphatase H-like. Gene Ontology annotation, molecular function: protein tyrosine phosphatase activity. The coding region runs from base 3398 to 5740 and encodes 780 amino acids. NCBI's taxonomy places the organism in Eukaryota, Metazoa, Mollusca, Bivalvia, Ostreida, Ostreidae. The transcript is spliced from 17 exons. The record is from RefSeq and is a predicted model, not a curated record. Gene Ontology annotation, biological process: protein dephosphorylation.
UUUUUUUACAUUUUCCUAUUAGCCACCUAAUAUGCUAAAUAUAUUAACUUUCAACAGUAAGAGAUCAAUAUAUUGCGUGUUGAAUCAGUUGAGGUAUAUGAACACCAUAAGCAGGUGGUAUAGAGCAUGGGUGCAGUAUGUUAGUCAAAACAAAAUCAUAUAUAUUUCUUUACAUAUCAAGUCUGAUUACAGAUUGCUCCUUUCACUUGAUUAGAUAUAAGGUUCACGGCGCGUGUGACCGGUUAACAGGGGAUGCUUGAUUAUCCUACAUUGUACCUAUUGUCAUUUGAUCCCAUCUCUGGUGUUCCAGGGGCUCGUUCUUGCCCCACUGUCAAUUUUGUAUUCUUUAUAGUAUUUAUGAGAUUUAUCAUUUUUCCUCAUCUUUACUUUUUCAUACAUAUUUCUCAAACGUCAGAUAUCGGAAUUGACAAAUUUGAUUUAAUCUUAAUUGCCCAAUUCGAUCCAUAAUUUCUUUGGUUAUAUGAUUCAGAAAAGGAAUGUUGCAGUAUAUUAAUAUGUUUUACUAGUUUGUAAAAUAUUUAGGUUUUCAAGUCUCACUUAUUAAAUAAGUGAUUUUGGCUCUUUAGGUACCAUGUAUUGAAAUUUUACAAUUCUUUGUAAUCGCGCACCUCCCAACAAUUAUGGAGAUGAGUUAUGGCUAACGGUGAAGCCCCUAAAUCUUACAAGAAUGAUACUUUUUAGGGAAAUAUCAUUCUGGAUUCACCUUAAGUUAAAGAGGCUUGAUUUCGUCAACGAUCCCCCAACCCACUUUCUAACCCUCUGUAUCAUUUCAGGUUCAUGCAUUAUCCAUGAAAUUGAUUGACUAUGAAAACAACAUUUAACAAUCCCACUAAAUAUCAUAUUGAAACAAUACAUAAGUUUCCAAGAAAUGUAAUACGUUUAGAUACUUUGAAACAGACAAAUUCAGAGGUAUGUCUUUAAUUGUCAAAAUAUGGCAUACCAAUUUCGUUGCUACAUUAUAUGCAACCAUUUAUCUAUGAAGGGAUAAAAGAUGAAAGUAGCUGAAAUCUUUCAUUUACAUGCAUGCAAGGUGAAGAUAACGAACAGUGAUCAAUCUCUUCACUCCUACAAGCAAUACAAAAUAGAUAGUUGGGCAAACACGGACACCUGGACACACCUAAGGUGGGAUCAGGUGCCUAGGAGGAGUAAGCAUCCCCUGUUGACUGGUCACACCCGCCGUGAGCCCCAUAUCCUGAUCAGGUAAACGGAGUUUACAUGUAAUACAUUUUCACUAAUGUGGAGUCAUGGUACUUGUUGUAAACCUACUGACCAUUCCAUUACAGAAAAAAUAGUCAUGAAAGGUGAAGAUAACGAGCAGUGAUAAUUAUCAUAAAUCCCGUAAGCAAUACAACAUAGAUACAAAAUGUAUAACCUAUGAUAUUGACAUGUUGCAAAGGGUCGAAAACGUGGGAAGAAAUGCAGAAAAAAUCAACCCAGUUUGAUGUAUCCAGAGGACAAAACGUCUUUGGACAACAAGCUAUCAAAAGGGAAACAGUUUUAAAAUCACAGAAUUGAUCAAUUUCAUGAAAAUAUUUUGGACAGGUUUUUGAUCACCAUUUGGAAAAGUAUAUUACACAGAAAAGUUGAUAUCAAAAUUAACCGUAUUCCUACUUCGCAGGAUGAUGUUUUUCAUACAUAAGAAUUUCUACCUUAAACAUGCAGUUUCCCUCACAAAAAUUCACAAAAUGGUGUCAAAUUUCCCACAGAGAUUAAAUGGUAAAUACUUCAUUUAAACUUUAUGAAUCUACAAUACCACCUUGAUAAGGAAAAUAUUUAACAGCAGCAGAAAGUAUUCGCCAUUCAGUCAAACAUUUUCAGAAAUUGUAUAUUGCCAUUUUUAUGUGUAUUCCAUAUUGCAUAACAAAUUCAAAACAUCGUGUGAAGAGGCGCAAAGCAAAACUGAAUUGCUAUAUCUUGUAUGCAGUAUAUGUCUUUAAUAUUUCAAACAGGAAAAAAUUCAACAUUGGAAAAUGUCCAACAUCCAAAACCGUCGAUGGAUUUUUCGAAAUAAAGAGGUCCUAAGUUAGCUUUUAAAAUUAUUGUAAAAACAAAUAAGGAGGCAUCCAAAUCGGUGAAAAUAACGAAUUUCCUCGUGUUUAUCCACAUACUGACAGGUACGGCUUCAAAUAGAACACACACUUACCGACCCUUAAACGGACAUAUUUUGUAGACUAGAAUCAGCUUCAACUUUGUAAUAAAAUCGUAAAUAAAUGUAUGUAUUUGUUUUCAAAACCAAAAUCCAUGCAAAAUUCAAAUAUAUAUUCAAUUUGUUUUCGAAACUUUUAACUGUCUUAAAUCUGCGACAACCAUCUGACUUUUUAAAAAAAAACUUGAAGACCAUGAUUGUAUACAUAAACUCCGUUUACCUGAUCAGGAUAUAGGGCUCACGGCGAAUGUGACCAGUCGACAGGGGAUGCUUACUCCUUCUAGGCACCUGAUCCCACUUCUGGAGUGCCCAGGGGUCCAUGUUGCCCAACUUUCUAUUUUGUAUUGCUUAUACGAGUUAAGAGAUUGAUCACUGUUCAUUAUCUCACCUUUCAUAUUUACAAUUACAUCGUCUUCAAAUAACUUUUUACUGGGUUUUAAGUCCAUAUUAAUUUAAGUAAAAAUGCAGUCACCCGCCCUUUUCUCUAUAAUGUUAAAUGAUUUUUUUAGAUUGUUGAAUGAUUGAUUGUAUAUUGUUUAACGUUCCUAUCGAGAAUGUUCCACUCAUAUGUCAUCAAGACCGGUGAAGGGCUUCAAAUUUAGGUCUAUGCUCGGCGCUUACGGGCAUUGAGUAGUGAGGGUUCAUUACUGUGCCACACCUACUGUGACACAGGAUAUUCGUAUCUAAGGUCAUAUCCGAGGACCCGUGACAUUCACACCUGAUGCUGAGUGCUUAGUGAUUGAACUGUCUCUACCUACUUUAACGACUUUGGUAUGUUGCGGCCGGGAUUCGAACCCCGCCAUCCCACAUGCGAGGCGAACACACCGCGGUGGUCGCAUUGUUUACAGACCCAAAGAGAAAUUCACGUAAAUUUGAUAAAUUCCAAUAAUACAUGGGGUUUCUUUUAUAUUCACUGCCCUUCAAUUUGCAGUGAAGUUUUAUAUCUUAACAUUCCAAAAGUGUAUGAUAAAGUUUCCGAUCAUAUUCCAUAUUCAUAUCUAUAAAAUGUCAACAUCGUAUAUCACACGAUAUUAGUAUCUUUCACAGAGUAGUACGAACAAACAACAUAUUUUCCUGUCACUUAGAUAAAGAAAGGCGGACGGAAAUAUCAACAAAGGUCGUUGAAAACUGAGAGUGAUUAUGCUUAGUACCAGAUCCUUAAUGAGUUCUCUCUGAAGGAUUUUCUCACAACCACAAUUUAUCCGUUCUUUAUGAUUGUCAAAGGAAAUUAUGAAUUUUAAUCAACACUACAUCAUAUUGAUGAAAUAUUUUCAUGCAGUUCUUCCAAUAGUUUCAAUUAAAAUUCCAGAAACAUGGACAUAUACAGUUUGUACACAGUCUCAGCAGAUAUCAACUAAUGGUUCUUUUCACGCCAGUGGUUCUCUGUCUGCCAGUCGUGGUUGUGAUGACGACAUGGAGACCUUCUCUCUAACUAAUGAUGGAGUUAAUCAGUCCUGGUCUCUUGAUUUCGACGAUAUUUAUAGAAUUGAUUGGAUCUUUCUUUCCAUUGGUGCUGGAACCUACAGUAUAUAUGUAGAACUAAUUGGGGGUGAUUCGCCUGUGAAGUGUACGGAUCUCACACAAUCUGAAGACAUGAAACCUACACCGUUUCAGGAGCUGAUUACAUGUGAAUAUCCCAUUGAUGCCUACAGGAAAGGAAAUAGAAUCAGGAUAACUCGGACAGAAAAUGGACCAAUCAAAGUGUUUGAAUUAAAACCAAUAGGACUUUUUGGCAUUAAUCGAUCAGUGCAACUGAAUUUUACGGAAUCUUCGAAUGGAUUUUCCAAAGCUUUAGAUAACGACAUGGACACUUAUUACCAAUCACCAGAACAGGUCCAGGCGUCUUGGUUCCUAAAAUUGGACAGAAACUAUGUGAUUAAGUGGAUUCUUAUAUCGACCAGGGGAGGAAAUUAUGAAGUACACAUAAAAGAAGAUGACGCAAUAACGAGUUCAUCAACACUGUGUCAGAAUUUCAGUCUCCAUGGAAUAAAACAACAAAACAACGCCUUGGAAUGUUACAAAGAAAUGAAGGGUGAUACUAUUCUAAUAAAAAGAACUGAUGACGGACCAUUGAGGCUGUUUGAAGUGUACCCUAUAAUAUGCCCUGCAGGUCGCUAUGGACCAAACUGCGCUAAAUGCAGGAAGGAGUGUGUGCCCUGUAGUCCUAUAACAGGUGUCUGUAACCAAUGUCAAGGACCGUUCUAUGGUGACUUCUGUCAGAAUCAAUGUCCAACAAACUGUCUCAACGCUACGUGUGACCAGACAUCAGGGACAUGUGAGAGCUGUAUAGAGGGUUACUAUGGAAAGUGUUGUAAUCAUGAAAUUACUACAGUACCAUUUAAAGAAACUAAAGUGUCCACGCGAAAAUUCAACAAUGACGAGGUCACCACUAACUGUGAUGAGGACACCACCAUUACUGACAAAAUGGUUGCCGAACAAGAUGCUGAUAGAGAGGUAUAUAGCCAGACUGUCAUAUUGCUGACUGUUCUCGUGGUGUUAAUUCUGGUAUUGGUCCUAACUGUGGUUGUCCUCUUCAACAAAAGCAAGAGAACAAGAAAAGACAAAACAGAAAAAGAAAAUGGCCUCCUCGUGGAAUUCCAUAGAGUGGAGUCACGAAAUGAGUCGGAGCUGGAGGAGAUUCCUCAGGACGAGUCUAUCUUCGUAGAGGAGGAAAUCGUUACCGUAGAGUACAGUAAUUUGAUGUCGCAAAGAAUUUCUAUUGAUCAAUUCAUUAGAGAAUUACCAGAGAAAAAGGACAACGAAGUACUAGCGAAAGAAUUUAACGAUCUUCCCAUCGGGCUACUAGAAUCCCAUUCGAAUGCCCUGAGGGCAUCCAACAGAAAGGGAAACCGAUACAAAGGAAUUUAUCCAUAUGACUAUAAUCGUGUGAAGUUGAUGAGAGAAGAUUCAAAUGACAGCGAUGACUUUGUCAAUGCAUCCUACAUUAAUGGUCUCAACAAGGAACGAAGUUACAUCGCUGCGCAAGGUCCUUUCACCCCCAAGACGUUGGAGGAUUUCUGGACCGUGAUCUGGCAGAACGACUCAACACGGAUCGUUAUGCUGACUAAUCUUUACGAGGGAGACAGAAUGAAGUGUCUGAAGUACUGGCCGGAUACGCUGCUGGACAUCGGACCUUACGUCAUCACACUGGACACUGUGGACGUGUAUGAUCACUAUGUCCUGCGAUAUAUGACUGUUCAACAUCAGGAUGAAGAGAAGAGGGUAACACAGUUCCACUUCACCACUUGGCCGGACAACUCCGUCCCAGAUGAUAUGACGUCACUCAUAUGCUUCCGUAACCUAGUAAGAAAUGGACUGAGCAUUUCAGAUGGGCCAGUGGUCGUCCAUUGCAGCGCCGGGAUUGGUAGAACGGGGACGUUUAUCUCCCUUGAUUAUCUCCUGGAAGAGAGCGUUAUGGAGCAGACCAUUGAUGUCAGGGGAUAUGUUGCUUCUCUAAGACAGCAGCGGGUAGGAUCUGUACAAACAUGUGAGCAGUACACCUUUCUCCAUGAUGCACUGGUCGAAGGACUUACAAACAUGAAUGUUCGCCAUAGCUGUCUAUCUGUGUUGUAAUGCUGUUUUGUCAGGCCGUGCGGUCUGUUCUGCUAUUAUGGAUUUUCAAACUGUACAUGCGUUUCUGCGGAAUUAAUGUUUUCAUUUCUGCGUGAUUAAUGUAAAUUUUAAAAUAUUUCAUUGUUCCAAAAUUAAUAUGAUACGUACUUAAUUAGAGAUUGAAUGUAUUGUUAAUGUUAGCCUUAGAAUUGCAUUAUCUCUAGAAAUAAAUUGAGCGUAUUAGCAUAAAAAAUUUAAUAAACAUGAGAAUAAUUGUCAA